Notechis scutatus (mainland tiger snake) is the source of this 2749-nucleotide messenger RNA. RefSeq names its product DEK proto-oncogene (gene DEK). Gene Ontology annotation, biological process: regulation of double-strand break repair; chromatin organization. NCBI's taxonomy places the organism in Eukaryota, Metazoa, Chordata, Lepidosauria, Squamata, Elapidae. The record is from RefSeq and is a predicted model, not a curated record. Gene Ontology annotation, molecular function: histone binding; DNA binding. Gene Ontology annotation, cellular component: nucleus.
UCCUUCUUCCCCUUUGACAACCCGCCAUUUUGAAACGUUGUUGAUUUUCUGUGAGGAAAGUCAGUAACGCCAAUAUCACCCCCCCCGCACCCCUCUUCUGGUAAACACGGGUCGUGCCCUCCUGAAGCGUUUUGUUUUGUCGCCGUCCGAGGGCCGCCUCCGUCGCUGCUGGGCCCGUUUUCUUAGAAGCGCCCUGAAGUAUCCGAGAAAGAAAGCAGAUAUGUCUUCUGUUUCUGAAAAAGAUGAUUUACUUUCUACUGAACAAAAAGAAAAAAGAGAACCACGAACUGAAAACAAAGCUGAAAAUAGUGAGGAUGAUGAAGAGGAAGAAGAAGAAGAAGAAGAGGAAAAAGAAAAGAGCCUCAUUGUUGAAGGAAAGCGAGAGAAGAAGAAAGUAGAAAGAUUGACAAUGCAGGUGUCAUCAUUACAAAAGGAACCUUUUACAAUUACACCAGGAAAGGGUCAAAAACUUUGUGAAAUUGAAAGAAUACAGUACUUUUUAAGUAAGAAGAAAACUGAUGAACUUCGAAAUUUGCACAAACUACUUUACAACAGGCCAGGCACAGUUACUUCAUUGAAAAAGAAUGUAGGGCAGUUCAGUGGCUUUCCAUUUGAAAAAGGAAGUGAUCAAUACAAGAAAAAGGAAGAAAUGCUGAAAAAAUACAGAAAUGCAAUGCUAAAAAGCAUAUGUGAAGUUCUUGAUUUGGAAAGAUCAGGAGUUAACAGUGAACUGGUAGCAAGAAUCUUAAAUUUUCUAAUGCAUCCAAAACCUUCAGGCAAGCCAUUGCCAAAAUCCAAGAAAACUCCCAACAAGGGUGGUAAAAAAGAGCGUAGUAGCUCUGGAACAGCACGGAAAGCCAAACGCACCAAAUGUCCUGAAAUCUUGACAGAUGAAUCUAGCAGUGAGGACGAUGAAAAGAAAGGGAAAGAUGAAUCAUCUGAGGAAGAUAAAGAAAGUGAAGAAGAGCCACCUAAAAAAUCAACAAAGAAAGAAAAACCCAAACAAAAAGUAGCUUCAAAAAGCAAAAAGGGUUCAAGAAGCGCUUAUGUCAAGAAAGCAGAUAGCAGUACAACCAAGAAGAGUCAGAACUCUUCCAAAAAAGAAAGUGAAUCUGAGAAUAGUUCAGAUGAUGAGCCUUUAAUUAAAAAAUUGAAAAAGCCUCCCACAGAUGAAGAAUUGAAAGAAACUGUGAAAAAACUACUUGCUGAUGCAAAUUUGGAGGAAGUUACCAUGAAACAAAUUUGUAAAGAGGUAUAUAAACGCUAUCCCAGUUAUGAUUUAUCUGACAGAAAAGAAUUCAUCAAAAAGGCAGUGAAAGAGCUCAUUUCAUGAUCUAAUGGGAAGAAAAUGAAGGCUACGGACUUGUUUUCCUGGAUUUAAAUAUUUUACAAAAACCAGCAAAUUGUAAACUUUAUUAUUUUUGUUUUACUCUUGGUAUAACGUAGUAUUAGUUGGAGAUGACUAUUGGCUUAAUGUUCUGAGUGUUAAUGGGAAUUACCAACUUUUUCAAAAUUGAGUUUAAUAUAAUUCCUAAAUUUUGCAUGGUAAUACAUGUUCCCUACUUUUCCUUUGUACAUUAUAUUUCUUUGUAAAAAUAGUCAUAUAGCUAUUGUAGGUUUUAGUGUUUGUAAUGUAGAGAUUUUUUUAAAAGAACAAUAUGAAAGCUGUUGUAUUAGUAGAUACACAUGCAGAGACUGUUAAAUACUGCAGUAUUGGGCAUUACAUUUAUUUUGAAUACACCCAUUUUCUACCAGGAGCUAGUCAUGCCCUGACUAGGACUGCUGUUAUGUUUUACUAUCUUGCAUGUGUAUACAACUGAAAGUAAUAAAGCAUGAUCAAUCACGAAUAGAUAUUAUUUUUGUACUUUUAAAGGCUUUUGUAUAUAAGCUUAUUUCAGAUUUGCUUAAAACCAGGUUAAGAAAAAAAAUGUGUUUUAGAUUUAUGACCAGUAUCAGUGUUUAUGAAUCAUGUUGUGAUUAAGUAGGAAGUAAGUAUACAAACAAAAGAUAGCACAUUUGAUUUUUUUAAGGAAUGUCUUAAUUGCACUCAGUCUUUGAGUAAAGAGAAAUUUAAUUUUUCUUUAACUGAGUGCAGAGAAUUAUAGCUCUGAAGGCUUAAUGUGAUAUCCUAUAUUGUUAAUUCAUAAAAAAUAAAUACAAUUUUGAUUUCUAAAAUGUUUUUUCCAAGGUGGUUAGUAUUGACCAUUUAUCUGGUGUCGCUUGAACAAUGUAGUAUUCUUGCAAAACUGUACCCUUGUUUUAGAUUCUCAGAAUCUAUAAUUGGAAGAAUAUAUACUUAAAUGCAUUAAUCUUAGGUGACUCCUGCUUAAGUACUCUAAAAUAAAAUCUCAGUUCUGCAAAUAAUUAUUCAUGAAAUUUUUAUUCAAUUCCAGAAUGAAGUACCUGUUCACAAAAAUCCUUUAAGGGAUCAGAUCAUCAUGUGUUAAAAUUUCCAGCAAAUGCCAAAUAAAUGUGUCAUAAAGUGAAGUCAAGUAUAAUUAACUUCUCCAAGACUGUAUUGAUUAAAAUAAUUGCAGGUUUUAAAUAAUGUAUUAAUAUGUAGUUAUGGAAUCAUAGAUCUAUAUUCCAAAAUAUUGUUAAUUGAUCAACUUAUAUCAUUUUUAUCACUUUCUUUGCACGCAAUCAUUUUUACUAAGCUGAAUGUACGUUUUUUAUUCAAUAAAUGUCUUUAAGGAAAAUGUACACUGAUAUUUUAAUACAUGUACAGUAAACUUGAUACAGAAUCAAA